ACAAUAGAAGUUACAUUUGUAUAAUCAUGGAGCGCUUCCGGUGACGGAUCAAUCGUCAGACUGGGGAAUGUGGGGGAGUUGUUUGUCGCCUAACGUCAAUCCUUGCUUUCUGUUAUCACACGGGUGGAACUCUAGCAUAAAACCUGGUAAUAGGAUAUUUAUUAGGGAAUAUGGACUUCUGCAUUUCGGGUAUGCAACUUGAAGGAAGCGUUAAAGAUGAGAUUUAAUUUUAUGUGGAUAUUUUUCUUUUUGAUACAAUCGGUGUUUGGUUCAUUUGAUCCACGGUCAUUUCAAAAAGCUGGAUGUUUCAGAAUGGGUCACACGAGAAUAGUUCAGAUACCUGGUUGCCUACAAUUCAAUGUAACAACAAAUGCUUGCAGAGGCUUUUGCGAGUCCUACGCCAUCCCGUCAUCACAAAGAACACUGUUAGCCAAUCGCCGACACUUUCUGACGUCACGAGCGGAAUGUUGUGGAAUCGAAGAGACACAUGAUAUAACAGUGUCUGUGAGAUGCGCCAAUGGGCUGCGUGAAGUGACAUUCAGGUCUGCCAAAUCGUGUGCCUGUUCCAUGUGUCGUUAUGUCUAGUGAAUCCCGUCAGGAACAGUAGAACAACGAUGAAGAAGUUAAAUUGUGAUAACGUCCAAAUAUCUCCACAUAGUACAUAGAAUGGGACGAUACAGCUGUAUCUAUUUUAGGAUAUAAGAAAUACACGAAAAUUCAGAUAUGUUGUCAAUUGAUAGUGUUUUUUCUCUCCACAAGUUCUGAAUUGAUUUUUAUUCUCUGAUUUGCAAUGAAACAUACAUCAAAGCAAUGCUCUGUUCGUCUGGCUUUUUUGAUCAACUUAAUGUCUUUCAACUUCACAUGAGUGUUAUUUUUCAUUUUUAUAAAGGUCUCCUUUUAGAACAUGACAAAGAUGAAUUGUUAAUGGUCGCCAUUGAAACUUUCCAUGUGAUCAGAUCUACUACGUCCGGCAGAACUUUGAUGUCUGAAUUGUGCCCCGCGUUUACUAAAUGCACAAGGUCUCUUUUUGUGUGCAUACGUGUUGAAAGAAUUACACAACAUGUGUAUCAUAAAAAGAAAGUUUUAAACUUGAAAUUCUCCAUUAUUCUCAAGAGAUGUUCACUUUAAACAUAUGAUAUACUUAUAACAGAUAUCAACGGAACACAAAGAACAUGCUUGACAAAAUAAUUUUUCAGAUCGCGCUGGAGUUGAUAAAAACAUAGUCCAUUCAGAGAAAUACACAUAGCUGUAUAAUAAAAUGGAGAAAAUCAACACUUAAAUGUUUAUUCCCAUAUUUUUAACAAAAGAUUUUGCCAUAACCUGGAAAAGUGAAAUGUUUUUUUUAUUGUAUCAGUAUAUCAGCAAACCACCUUUCAUACCUUGCGAGUUGUUAAAACAAUUUAUAUGGGUAUAUUGUAUAAUUUGCAUUAUUUUACUUCUAUCCAGUAAAUUAAAGAAAUCAUUUUUCAAAA
Molecule: messenger RNA, 1472 nt
Organism: Ostrea edulis (European flat oyster)
Lineage: Eukaryota; Metazoa; Mollusca; Bivalvia; Ostreida; Ostreidae
Product: thyrostimulin alpha-2 subunit-like
Exons: 3
Coding region: 217-585 (122 amino acids)
Biological process (GO): cell surface receptor signaling pathway
Molecular function (GO): hormone receptor binding
Source: RefSeq, a predicted model, not a curated record